Penicillium odoratum is the source of this 1299-nucleotide messenger RNA. Its product is annotated as peptidase family M28. The record is from RefSeq and is a predicted model, not a curated record. The transcript is spliced from 6 exons. Lineage: Eukaryota; Fungi; Ascomycota; Eurotiomycetes; Eurotiales; Aspergillaceae. Gene Ontology annotation, molecular function: metalloexopeptidase activity. Gene Ontology annotation, biological process: proteolysis. Bases 1 to 1299 code for a protein of 432 amino acids.
AUGUUGAAAUCUAUUUUAAUCCUCCUUUUGGGCGCAGCCCACGUCGCCAGAGCUACCGACGCGCAAGUGGUCUUCGCAUCCGAGACUCCAAGCGCGCACGAACACACUGUUGACGAGGCCAUUCUUGCAGCUCUGAAAGCGCAUUCGGAUCCAGUCGCUGCAUUUGUCUCUCUCAAUCCCGAGAGUGAAUCGCUCCUUGCUCAACCGCGUCUCUUACGUGUCCUGGGUGAUGACUCCGAGCCACAAUGGAUGACUGAAGGAGACAAGCUGCGCCUCCGUAGACAGGGCAAGAAGUUCGUAGACAUUACCGACCAUGAAGAAUUCUAUGCAGAACAGGUGCAGAGCUUGACAGCUGGCAAUCCUCAUCUCCCUAAGCUCGUCCAUGAAAGCCUCAUUCGGCCUCUUUUCCCCAAGGUUGAUCGAAAUCGGAUGACAGAUGUUCUCCAUCAUCUGACUGGCUACUAUAACCGGUACUAUGGAGAUAUCCAUGGCGAAUUGAGCUCCGAGUGGCUUCAUGAACACAUCGCUGAGAUUAUCGCCAAAUCUCCAUUCCGUACCCAUAUCUCGCUCGAGUAUUUCACCCAUUCCUUCCCUCAGUCAUCAAUCAUUGCUCGCUUCGAGCCCAAGGUCCGCAAUGCUUCUGCCCCAUUGACAAUCGUCGGUGCGCAUCAAGACUCGGCCAACUACCUUUUCCCUCUUCUGCCCGCCCCCGGAGCAGAUGACGACUGCUCAGGUACAGUCAGUAUCUUGGAAGCGUUCCGUAUUCUGGCCGAGAGCGGCUUCACGCCCAAGAAUGGACCGGUCGAGUUCCACUGGUAUGCAGCCGAAGAGGGUGGUUUGUUGGGAAGCCAGCCCAUCGCCCGCUACAAAAAGGAGCAGGGGGCACAGAUAGGAGCGAUGAUGGAAUUCGACAUGACGGCCUUUGUAGCGCGCAACGCGACCGAGACAAUCGGGUUCAUUUCUACCCAAGCUGACCCAGCUCUUACCAAUUGGACGGUUGCUCUAAGCGAGAAAUACAUCUCCAUUCCAACACAGAUCUAUGAUCUCGGACCGGACGCUGGCUCUGAUUACAUGUCGUAUACUCAACUCAACUACCCUGCCGCUUUUGCGUCGGAGGGAAACCCCUUAGCGGGAGGUGUUUUCCCCGGUGAGUAUGAUCCCUAUGUUCAUAGCUCUCGCGACACUAUGUGGGUGAAUGAUGAAAGUGGCUAUUUCUCUGUCGAUCACAUGGCACGAUUCACUGAGCUAGCGCUUGCAUUUGUGGUGGAGCAGGCUGGUUGGAACAAUGCAUGGCGGUAA